Malassezia globosa CBS 7966 is the source of this 1143-nucleotide messenger RNA. RefSeq lists its product as uncharacterized. Gene Ontology annotation, cellular component: Golgi membrane; intracellular membrane-bounded organelle. Gene Ontology annotation, molecular function: pyrimidine nucleotide-sugar transmembrane transporter activity. Gene Ontology annotation, biological process: pyrimidine nucleotide-sugar transmembrane transport. NCBI's taxonomy places the organism in Eukaryota, Fungi, Basidiomycota, Malasseziomycetes, Malasseziales, Malasseziaceae. The transcript has a single exon. The record is from RefSeq and is a predicted model, not a curated record. Bases 1 to 1143 code for a protein of 380 amino acids.
AUGCAAUGUAUAGAAAACUGUGAUGAUGUAUCUGCAGCAAAUCGCGUGUAUUACUCGCAGCCAGUUUGGCAGACAUUGCAAAUGUUCAUGGGUGAGGCAUGGUGUUUGGCGAUUUAUGGCCUGAGCACCAUGCGACAAAAGUACCGAGACAAACAAGCAAGCAACAAUGGUGAUCAACGUGAGCGAGAGGUGCUACUCAUUUCAUCUAAUUCUCCUUCGCAACCCUCGUACGGCACCAAUAUCCCGUAUUCUGCAUUAGGAGCAUGCACGACCGACAAGCCAUGGUACAUUCGGAGUCUCGAGUUUUUCUUUCCAGCGACGUGCGAUAUUCUCGCGACUACACUCAUGAAUCUAGCGCUUUUAAUUAUGCCUGUAAGUGUGUUCCAAAUGACUCGAGGUGCAUUGGUAAUGUGGGUUGGGUUGCUCAGUGUGAUUUUCCUUCGCUACCACAUGCUUCUUUACGAAUGGCUCAGUCUCGUGCUUGUUAUGGUCGGUGUUUGCAUUGUUGGGCUCAGUAGCCUUCUUCAGUCCGCCCAGUCAGACACCAACUUGUAUAUACUUGCGUUACUGAAGACCAAAUCGCAUGAGACGGCAUCUCAGACUUUGCUGGGUCUUGCCAUGGUGCUAGGUGCACAGGUGUUCUCUGCAACACAGUUUGUUUGGGAAGAAAAGGUCAUGGAGCAACAUCGUGUGGAUCCCUUGCUGGUCGUUGGACUAGAGGGGAUCUUUGGUAUUUGCCAAAUAACUGUGGGUAUGCUGCUGAUGCACUACUUUGUCGGCUCUACUAGGCAAGGUGAGGGAGGUAUCUUUGAUCUACGUGCAGGUUGGUCACAGACGCUGGGUGUGCCUAGUGUUCGAAUGAGUGCAUUCCUCUGCGCUACUAGUAUUGCCAUUUAUAAUGCCCUGGGUCUGAACGUGACAAAGGAUUUAAGCGCCACAGCACGCAGCACGAUCGAUACGUUACGCACACUUGGUAUUUGUGCAGUGAGUCUAUGUCUAGGCUGGGAAGUCUUGCGGCCAUUAUCGGGAAGUGUACAAGGCUUGGGUUUUGCUAUCAUGGCGUACGGUACAUUCGUGUUCAACGGUGUUAUAUCGGCACCAGCUUUCCUUUUGCGCAGAUCACCGGUGGCGCAUGCCGCUUGA